AUGGACAAGCUUCAAGCUGAGAACGAUGAGCUUCGAAGGAAGCUGGAAUCGGCCACCCUCAUGAUAAGCGCGGAAAACAAAAGCAAUCGUGAUGCCAACCAAAAGAUCGCAGACCUUAAACGACAGAUCGUCGACCUUGAAAUCGAAACUCUCUCACUCUCUCGAACCAAGAAUCAUCUCAGUGAAGAAAUAACUCUGAACCUGUUUCAGCUGCACACUGUGAAGAUGGAGAAGAGAAAUCUCGAGAUACAUCUGAAGCCAUCACAGAUCCUUGACCUGCAGAAGACUAGCCUUCACUACCGCAAACUCUAUGAAGAAAGCCAGCAAAGUGUCGAUAGGCUCAGAAAAGCCAUGGACGCGAAGAACAAGGAGAGAAAGUAA
Messenger RNA from Guillardia theta CCMP2712, 381 nucleotides. RefSeq lists its product as hypothetical. The record is from RefSeq and is a predicted model, not a curated record. NCBI's taxonomy places the organism in Eukaryota, Cryptophyceae, Pyrenomonadales, Geminigeraceae. The transcript has 6 exons. The coding region runs from base 1 to 381 and encodes 126 amino acids.